UGCGAGGAGCAGAAGUGCGAAGAGGAGGUCUUCCCCCUGGCCAUGAAUUACGUCGAUCGCUACCUGUCGUCAGUCUGCAUGCGGAAAAACCACUUGCAGCUUCUGGGAGCAGUCUGCAUGCUCCUGGCUUCCAAGCUGCGAGAAACCAUGCCCCUGACCGUGGAGAAACUCUGCAUUUACACAGACAACUCCAUCACGCCUCAGCAGCUCCUGGAUUGGGAGGUUCUAGUCCUGGAGAAGCUAAAGUGGGACCUGGUCUCAGUGAUAGCGAAUGAUUUCUUGGCUCACAUCCUCCAUCACCUCCCGCUGCCAAAGGACAAGAUGGAGCUGGUGAAGAAACACGCACAGACCUUUAUCGCCCUGUGUGCCACAGACUACACUUUUGCCAUGUACCCCCCCUCCAUGAUCGCGACAGGCAGUAUCGGGGCAGCGAUCCACGGCCUGACGGUCUCCGUGAACGAUUUCACCGGCGAGGCGAUCACCGAGCUGCUGGCCAGCAUCACCGGCACGGAGGUG
Messenger RNA from Leptosomus discolor (cuckoo roller), 516 nucleotides. The record is from RefSeq and is a predicted model, not a curated record. NCBI's taxonomy places the organism in Eukaryota, Metazoa, Chordata, Aves, Leptosomiformes, Leptosomidae.